Myodes glareolus (Bank vole) is the source of this 2232-nucleotide messenger RNA. It is a transcript of the gene Rad51, whose product is annotated as RAD51 recombinase. The record is from RefSeq and is a predicted model, not a curated record. NCBI's taxonomy places the organism in Eukaryota, Metazoa, Chordata, Mammalia, Rodentia, Cricetidae. Gene Ontology annotation, molecular function: ATP-dependent DNA damage sensor activity; ATP hydrolysis activity; DNA strand exchange activity. Gene Ontology annotation, cellular component: condensed nuclear chromosome. Gene Ontology annotation, biological process: reciprocal meiotic recombination; DNA strand invasion; DNA recombinase assembly.
UGAGGGUUUGGCGGGAUUUCUGAAAGUCGCGCGUCUCUGGGCGGAGUGCGCGCUGACCGGGUCCGAGGCAGAGCUGUGGUGUCCCCAGUAGCGUGGCGGGGAAGGAAGGCUGAAAUUUGCUCCUGUUUUUCAUAGAAGACCGACAGAGGGGCUGCGACGGGGUUCGAGCCGGGGACGGGGGUUCUUAGGGCGUGUGCACAGCCGGCCGCCGGAAGGAGCGCGCGGCCCCAAGCCUGCGGGACGGUAAUGGCUAUGCAGAUGCAGCUAGACGCAAAUGCAGAUACUUCAGUGGAAGAAGAAAGCUUUGGUCCACAACCUAUUUCACGAUUAGAGCAAUGUGGCAUAAAUGCCAAUGAUGUGAAGAAAUUGGAAGAGGCUGGUUUCCAUACGGUGGAGGCUGUUGCUUACGCACCGAAGAAGGAACUUAUAAAUAUUAAGGGAAUUAGUGAAGCCAAAGCUGACAAAAUUCUGACUGAGGCAGCUAAAUUAGUUCCAAUGGGAUUCACUACUGCAACUGAAUUUCACCAAAGGCGAUCAGAAAUCAUACAGAUUACUACUGGCUCCAAAGAGCUGGACAAACUGCUUCAAGGCGGAAUUGAGACUGGAUCUAUCACAGAGAUGUUUGGAGAAUUCCGAACUGGGAAGACACAGAUCUGUCAUACACUGGCUGUAACAUGCCAGCUUCCCAUUGAUCGUGGUGGAGGUGAGGGAAAGGCCAUGUACAUUGACACCGAGGGUACAUUUAGACCAGAACGGUUGCUAGCAGUGGCUGAAAGGUACGGUCUCUCUGGCAGUGAUGUCCUAGAUAAUGUAGCAUAUGCUCGAGGGUUCAACACAGACCACCAAACCCAGCUCCUUUAUCAAGCAUCAGCCAUGAUGGUAGAAUCCAGGUAUGCACUGCUUAUUGUAGACAGUGCUACCGCCCUCUACAGAACAGACUACUCAGGCCGAGGAGAGCUUUCAGCCAGGCAAAUGCAUCUGGCCAGAUUUCUGAGGAUGCUACUGCGACUUGCUGAUGAGUUUGGUGUAGCAGUGGUAAUCACCAACCAGGUAGUAGCCCAAGUGGAUGGAGCAGCUAUGUUUGCCGCAGAUCCCAAAAAACCCAUUGGAGGAAACAUCAUUGCCCAUGCAUCAACAACCAGGCUGUACCUGAGGAAAGGAAGAGGGGAGACCAGAAUCUGCAAAGUCUAUGACUCUCCCUGUCUUCCGGAAGCUGAAGCCAUGUUUGCCAUUAAUGCAGAUGGAGUGGGAGACGCCAAGGACUGAAUGAUUGGGGCCUUUUUUUCCUGGUUAAACUUUUAAAUGCUGUAUAGCUAAUGAAGAGGACAGCUCCCUGGGCUUCUUCAGGCUCUUCCUGGUGUGACUGCCAAGGCAUGGCUUCCGGAAAAACAAUUAUUGUAUCAGCUUUCUGGUGGCAGAAACAGCUGGGUCAGUAUUCAAACUGACCUGAAUGCUCAUUUCUUAUAGAGUAUAUUAAUGUCUGGUUUCUUUGGUGUUGGGAGGAGAGAUAGGAUCAGUCUUACGUUUCAAGAGAAGUAAAACUGGAAAGACCUGAGUCUCCUCUCACUUCUCAGUAAUGGUAAAAUAAAAUGUCUGAGAUGUGUAACAAUGGGAAUGGGUGCUUUCUACAUUCUUUUUCUCUAUAUGUAAGAUGCAAGCUUUAAAAUUAUAUGCUUGAAUUCUCACAUAAUUUAAAAAUUGUUUUGGUUAAGGAGUCUUGCAUGAGAUAUGCUAGACUAUCAGCCCAAUGAUGCAUCUUGUUCUUGAAGCAUUUAUCUAAAUUGUUCUAUUAAAAACUCAGGAGUCAAAUAUUGGGGUAAAACCUGAUAGAUCAAGAAAGAAGCAGAGGCCAGACACAGUGUAGCUCAUGCCUUCAAACCUAGCACUCGGGAGGAAAAGGCUGGGUGAUCUCUGAGUUCAAGGCCAGCCUGGUCUACAGAGUGAGUUCUAGAACAGCAAGGUUUACACAGAGAAACCCUGUCUCAAAAACAAACAAACAAACAAAAAAAAGUGGCAGAGUAACAACCAGUUGACCACACUUCCCAGAUCAAAAAAGUCCAUGAAUCUUUCUAGGCCCCUCUCUACUUCUUUCUGUGCCUCUUUGUCAAUUCCUGGGUCCUCCAAACUCUCCAUGGCUAAUUCAAAUAUUCUACAAUAUAUCCUUUUAAUUACUAAGAAUUCUCUUAAGCAUAUUUGUUCUGUGUCUGCUAAUAAAGUAGCUAUAUAUAGUAA